AUGACCGGGUUCGCACGUUAUGUGCAAAGAGGCCUCACAGCAUUCGACAUGGCUGACCACUACGGUGACGCAGAAAUAAUAUUUGGUGGUUUUCGCUCGGCCUACCCCUAUCAAGACGCCCUUUUUACAGCUACCAAAUACUGCGUCUUUCAUCCAAUGACCGUCACUCGUGAAACAGUACAAGUUAAUGUGACUGAAAGGUGCCAACGGUUGCGAGUAAACAAAGUGGAUCUCUUACAGUUCCACUGGCAGUUUUAUGAAGACAGCCAAUACUUGGACGUGGCAAAAUUCCUGCAAGAAGACGAAAGGGUUGGCAUGUUGGGGCUAUGUAAUUUCGAUACCAAACAUAUGCAACGAGUGAUUGAUAGCGGCGUGACCGUAUAUUCGAACCAAGUACAGUUUUCUUUAGUCGACUCUCGACCAACGGUUAGAAUGGGCGAGACUUGCACUACGCACAAUGUCAAAUUGUUGACUUAUGGCACUUUGUGUGGUGAUUUCCUAGCCGAAACGAAAAGUGGCUCAAACAACCAGAGCCUGAUCUGUAUGUACUACACAAUGAUCCGAAGCUGGGGUGGCUGGGAAUUGUUCCAGAGUUUACUUUAUACUCUGAAGUUGAUCGGCACCAAGCAUAAUGUAUCGAUCUCGAACAUCGCGACCCGAUGGGUGUUGGACUUUUCCUAUGUUGGGGCAGUCAUAGUUGGCUCACGCAUGGGUAUUAGCGAGCAUGUCGAGGAGAAACUGGCUACUUUUGGUUGGUCGUUGGACAGUCAGGAUCAGGAAGCUAUUGAAGAUGUCUUGAAAAAGGGCCGGAGAACAGAAAUGUUCCAGUCAAUGGGAGACUGUGGAGGCGAGUAUCGGUAG
Molecule: messenger RNA, 861 nt
Organism: Talaromyces marneffei
Lineage: Eukaryota; Fungi; Ascomycota; Eurotiomycetes; Eurotiales; Trichocomaceae
Exons: 6
Coding region: 1-861 (286 amino acids)
Source: RefSeq, a predicted model, not a curated record